Molecule: messenger RNA, 1162 nt
Organism: Nannospalax galili (Upper Galilee mountains blind mole rat)
Lineage: Eukaryota; Metazoa; Chordata; Mammalia; Rodentia; Spalacidae
Gene: Actn2
Product: actinin alpha 2
Biological process (GO): actin cytoskeleton organization; muscle cell development
Cellular component (GO): cortical actin cytoskeleton; Z disc; cell junction
Molecular function (GO): actin filament binding; calcium ion binding
Source: RefSeq, a predicted model, not a curated record
UGAACUGGACUAUCAUGAUGCUGUGAAUGUCAACGAUCGGUGCCAGAAGAUUUGUGACCAGUGGGACAGAUUGGGGACACUUACUCAGAAGAGGAGGGAGGCCUUGGAGAGGACUGAGAAAUUGCUGGAAACCAUUGACCAGCUGCACCUGGAGUUUGCCAAGAGAGCUGCCCCCUUCAACAACUGGAUGGAGGGUGCCAUGGAGGACCUGCAGGACAUGUUCAUCGUCCACAGCAUUGAGGAGAUCCAGAGCCUGAUCACUGCACACGAGCAGUUCAAGGCCACACUGCCUGAGGCCGAUGGGGAGCGGCAGUCCAUUCUGGCCAUCCAGAACGAGGUGGAGAAGGUGAUCCAGAGUUAUAACAUCCGGAUCAGCUCUAGCAACCCAUACAGCACCGUCACCAUGGAUGAGCUCCGCAACAAAUGGGAAAAGGUGAAGCAGCUGGUGCCUGUCUGGGAUCAGUCUCUGCAGGAGGAGCUGGCUCGCCAGCACGCUAACGAGCGCCUGCGGCGCCAGUUUGCUGCCCAGGCCAAUGCCAUCGGGCCCUGGAUCCAGAACAAGAUGGAGCACAUCCGUGUUGGGUGGGAACUGUUGCUGACGACCAUCGCCAGAACCAUCAAUGAGGUGGAGACCCAGAUCCUGACGAGAGAUGCAAAGGGCAUCACCCAGGAGCAGAUGAAUGAGUUCAGAGCUUCCUUCAACCACUUUGACAGGAGGAAGAAUGGCCUGAUGGAUCAUGAGGAUUUCAGAGCCUGUCUCAUUUCCAUGGGUUAUGACUUGGGUGAAGCUGAAUUUGCCCGCAUCAUGACCCUGGUCGACCCCAACGGACAAGGCACUGUCACCUUCCAGUCUUUCAUUGACUUCAUGACCAGAGAGACAGCGGACACUGACACUGCAGAGCAAGUCAUCGCCUCCUUCCGAAUCCUCGCUUCUGAUAAGCCUUACAUCCUGGCCGAGGAGCUGCGCCGAGAGCUGCCCCCAGAUCAGGCCCAGUACUGCAUCAAGAGAAUGCCCCCCUACUCGGGCCCAGGCAGUGUGCCUGGUGCCCUGGAUUACACCGCCUUCUCCUCUGCGCUUUACGGGGAGAGUGAUCUGUGAUGCCGUGUCUGUAAUCCCUGACCCCGUCAGACCACAAUAAAAGCUGAGGUUGUCUCCUGGAAA